Messenger RNA from Microthlaspi erraticum, 1284 nucleotides. Lineage: Eukaryota; Viridiplantae; Streptophyta; Magnoliopsida; Brassicales; Brassicaceae. The record is from the annotation of a GenBank genome assembly.
AUGGAGGAAGUGGAGAAUGCUUACGAGUGGAUCGAGAAGAAACUUGUGUCUGAGCCACAAGUCAUGGGAUGGCAAUCGGCGUUUAUAAAUGGGCUUUUGGAGGCUGAUGUGGCUCCGUACAACGGGUUUACGUACAAUCAUAUCAACGGGACGAAGGUCGGUGGUACGAUCUUUGAUGUCGGUGGCCAUAGACACUCAGCGGCAGAUCUGUUAGAGUAUGCUAAUCCGGACAUGAUUGUUGUAUACGUGAACGCUACAGUGCAUAAGAUUCUCUUCACCACCGAAGGAGUCCAAAGACCUAAAGCACAUGGAGUGAUAUACAAGGACGGAGAUGGAGUGUACCACAAGGCAGAACUGGCGGAAAAUGUAAUGAACGAGGUGAUUCUGUCUGCGGGUGCCCUAGGAAGCCCGCAGCUAUUGAUGUUGAGCGGUGUAGGUCCAAGGGCUCAUCUUGAGUGCCACGGGGUGAAUCAUGUGGUCCUAGAUCACCCCAUGGUUGGAAAAGGGAUGGGAGAUAAUCCGAUGAACAGUGUUAUCAUCCCUUCUCCUCUACCUGUAGAACUGGUUCCCCCAUCGAUCGUUGGGAUCACCGAGUUUGGUAGUUUCAUUGAAGGCUCGUCACUAGACGUAUUAAGGCAGACACCCUCCACCAAAUCAAUCGCACACUUUGUCCAAUUCAUGAAUCUUCGAUUGAGCGGGAUGUCAAAUAGUGCUUUGAUCCUUCAGAAAGUUGAUGGACCGGUCUCAAGAGGUUACUUGGAGCUUCAGAACACAAAUCCAGAUGAUAACCCAUCCGUGACAUUCAACUACUAUCAAGAGCCUGAGGAUCUUAAAAAGUGUGUUAAAGGACUUGACACUAUUAUUAAAGUGCUAAACUCGAAGGCUUACUCAAAGUAUAAGUAUCCGGAUUCUACCCCACUUGAACUUCUCAGUCUCAUGCUGAGCCUUCCCAUCAAUCUAAGGCCAAGGUACGAGACCGCAGUGUCCAACAUGACGCAGUUUUGCAUCGACACCGUGAGGACUAUUUAUCAUUACCAUGGAGGUUGCCAAGUUGGAAGAGUUGUCGACAAGAAUUACAAAGUCUUUGGCAUUGAUUCCCUAAGGGUCAUCGAUGGAUCCACGUUUCUCAAGUCUCCGGGAACUAACCCGCAAAGCACAGUCAUGAUGCUCGGAAGGUACAUGGGACAGAAGAUUAUUCAAGAGCGAGUUUCUUUCGUGGGAAAUCAUGAUGAUGAUUCGAUCAAUAGAAAUGAGGCUAAUAUAUACCUUUUAUCGUCCAAAUAA